This is a messenger RNA of Eufriesea mexicana, 1169 nucleotides long. RefSeq lists its product as uncharacterized. The coding region runs from base 15 to 1169 and encodes 384 amino acids. The record is from RefSeq and is a predicted model, not a curated record. Lineage: Eukaryota; Metazoa; Arthropoda; Insecta; Hymenoptera; Apidae. The transcript is spliced from 4 exons.
UAGUGAAUAAUAAAAUGGAACAAAAUGUAAUAAUUACAAAUUCAAAUGAUGAAAAUGAACAAAUGAGGAGAAAGGAAAUAGGAGUUUGGUUCAAUGAUCGAAGUAUACAUAUGAACCAAAGUCAAAUAUUAUCCCAUCAGUUAUCAUACCAUAAACAUCAAAACAAUAUAUGUCCAAUAAGUUCUUUGGAUAAUGCAUCCACAAAUAUCCAAUGGUGGAAAGAUACAGCUAUCACGGAUUUAAUAAUAGAGCCUGAGUAUCAAUAUGAAGCAGUUCCUUCAACAAAGGAUUCUGUAACAAAUCAAUCAAUAAAUGCUCAAUUAUCCAAUUCAUUAGAAGAAGUAGAAUUAAAUGUUAAAAAAGAUGCAAAAUCUAAGCAAUUGAAAAAGUCAAAAACUAUAAAAGAAUAUAGAGAACCCCUGAAGCGUACAAAACAUCCAGAAUUAUGGAAAGUAAAUAUUAAAAAAAAUGCUAGACUAAGGGGUGAAGAGUAUAUUGGAGUUGGAGGAAAAAUAGUACCAGCAAAAACUAUGGGUCCUCCUUGCAAAUGCCGCAUGCAUUGCACUGAAAAAAUAAAUGAAACUAGUCGGAAAGAACUUCAUAAUGUUUUUUGGAAAACAUGUAAUUGGGAACAGCGAAAACAAAAUAUCGCGUUAUCGGUUAAGGAAUCUCCGAAACAACGUACUCGAUGUCGGGAAAACAUUAAAUCGAAACAUCGUAGACAAGUUACCUUUACUUAUUCACUUUUAUUGAAUGGAGAAUUUAUUACAGUAUGCAAAUGCAUGUUUCUUAGCACAUAUGCAUUAUCUGAAAAAUUUGUCCGCCAUGUUAUGGGUAAAAAAAGAAUGUCUCCAGAAGGAGUAAUAGAACCAGACCAAAGAGGAAAGCAUACACCAAAAACAAAGAAAAGUGAAAGGGUUAAGGAUAGGGUACGUGAACAUAUCAAAUCGUUCCCGAUACAAAUAUCAACAGAUCCUACGGAUUGUACAGGGAAAAAAUAUCUAGACUCUAGAUUAAGUAUAGCUGCUAUGCAUAAACUUUAUGUAUCAAAAUGUAAAGAAGACGGUAUUUCAGAAAGUGAUAUAGUUAAAGAGAGUUACUAUAGAGAAAUAUUUAAGUCAGAGUUUAAUCUUGGUUUUAAACAAACAAAAUUUAAGGAGAACAACUGA